This is a messenger RNA of Amyelois transitella, 3865 nucleotides long. RefSeq lists its product as uncharacterized. Gene Ontology annotation, biological process: rRNA processing. The transcript is spliced from 20 exons. NCBI's taxonomy places the organism in Eukaryota, Metazoa, Arthropoda, Insecta, Lepidoptera, Pyralidae. The record is from RefSeq and is a predicted model, not a curated record. Gene Ontology annotation, molecular function: RNA binding; protein binding. Bases 133 to 3795 code for a protein of 1220 amino acids. Gene Ontology annotation, cellular component: small-subunit processome; nucleolus; nucleus.
UAUUGUGAUGAAACAAAACGCAUAUAACCUCAAAAAAUAAUGCAGUGCUGAGAUCCGUAAAACAAGAAUAUUUAAAACGUUCCCUCAGACUUUUGUUCAAACUCAAGGCUCAGUAAAUUUUUACAUAUAGCAAUGGCUGAUACAGAAGAAUACUUUCCUCGUGGGGGGAAGAAGCCAACUAUCACAUACUUCAAACAAAGUGGAAACUUUUUAGGUGCAGCUGAAAAGGGAGAAAAGAAGAAAAAAAAGCAGAAGAAGAAGUCGGAUGCAGAUGAUGGAUAUUUAUCAGACGAAGCUACUAACGAUGUUGACCAGUCCUACAAAAACUGCGCUGCGCGGCUUACCUAUAAGACUAUUAAACCAGGAGUCUUGGUCCUCGGUCGCAUUGGUCAGGUGCAUGAAACCAAGCUGACUGUGAUGCUGCCGGGCAAAAUGUCCGGCACCGUGAUGGCUUGUCAUAUCAGCGAGCCAUACAAUAAGUUAUUGCAGGCCUAUGUCAAUGAUCAGACAGACAAAGUGACAGAGCUCCAAGAGAUGUUCCGGCGCGGGCAAUAUGUGGCCGUCAAGGUGUUGGAGGUGGAAGGCACUCGCCUCAUGCUGUCCAUGAUGCCACAGCAUGUCAAUAUGGCCAAGAAACAUAGUGACGUGCUGAAGAGUGAUUUGCUCCAAGCGGCCGUGGUGUCCGUGGAAGACCACGGCUACGUCAUGGACAUUGGUAUCGCCAACUCAAGACCUUUCUUACCUAAGAGCAAUACCAACCCUGAUGUACAUCUUGAUGUGGGCGUGCUGACAUGGUGUACGGUGAAAUCGGUAACGUCAACGGCCGACAACAGCAUAGUGACCCUCAGCAACCAGCUGGAAGCCCUGCAGCGAGCGUCCGCCCGAGCCAGCUCCGUGACGCUGCUGACACCGGCCACUCCGCUGCAGUUCACCGUAGAUAAGCCUCUAGAGAACGGCAUCGAGGGCAGCGUGCUGGGCGGCGAGCGGGCGUACAUUCAGCGCGACCACGCCGAUAAAGUUAACGGGAAGAAACCCAAGCUUGGACAGAAGAUCCGCGCCCGAGUGCUGUACGUGAUACCUAUCCGCAACACGCCGUUCCUCACCAUGAAGGAGAUCUUCUCCACCACGUACCCCGACAUGGAGGACGAGCAGAAGAUCAAGGAGGGAGAGAUUAUUGAUGAGGCCCAGGUGAUCAGAAUCCUGGGCCGCACGGUCUACUUCAAGCUGGGCCUAGGUUGCGUCGGCUCCAUGAGUCUCAAGGGGAUACAAGUGGACGAGACCCUCACUGAUGAGCAUAUAGUGGCCAAGUCGUAUCCGGUUGGCAGCAGCCACAAAGUCCGCGUGGUGUCGUACAACCUGAGCGACUACUCGUACACGGUGAGCGACCAGCCCUCCGCGCUGCGCGAGCGCCACUUCGCGCCGGAGCAGCUGCGCGCGGGCGAGGCGGUGCGCGCGCGCAUCUCGCGCGUAGCCGAUGAUCACGUGCUGGUGCAGUUCGGCAGGAUCACUGGGUUCGUGCCGCAGACACAUUUAACCGACUCGGGCGUAUUCGUGGACCCCAAGAAAGCAACCAAAUCCAAGUUAUCCAAAAAGUAUAAGGUUGGACAAGAAGUACAAGCUAGAGUGUUGCUGGUGGACAUGGCAAAACAGUCUGUUCUGCUGACGCUGAAGCCCUCGCUGCUGGCCGAGGACGUGGAAGCGCUGGCCAGCUACGAGGACGCUGAGCUAGGGAAGGCAUACACCGGGUGUAUAAGGGUCAUACGCAACGACUACAUGCUGGUUUCGUUCUUCAACAACGUGACGGCGUACAUUCCCCGCCAGUACAUCACCAGGGAGCCAAUAGAGAAUCUAUCAGAUGUGUUCCACGCGGGUCAAAUUGUGAAAUGCACAAUAGUACGAGUCUAUCCAGAAAAUAAGAAGAUGACGGGAAGUCUUGUAACCGAGCCAUUCGCUGGAAAAGUUCGAGAAAAGGGUGAAAAAAGAAAAAUAAAUGACAUUGAAGAGCAAGAUGUUCCCACCAAAAAGAAGAAGCCCGAAGAUUCACCGGAAGAAUUAAAAGAAAAGAAGAAGAGAAAUAAAACCAAAGAAGAAGAUUCUACGGAAGAUAAACCAAAAAAGAAAAAAGAUAGAAAGAAAUCUGAAUCUGACACCGACCAUAUGGAACAUGAUAUCGCUGAUAGAAAGCAAAAGAAGAAGGCAAGUGAAGAAGAUAACAAUGAGGAAAGAACAAAAGUUUCCGAAGAAAGUGACGCCAUAGAGACUGACGUGUACGACGACUCGGAACCGAUUUUGACGCCACAGGAAUUGGAACUCACAGACACGUCAAAUUGCAACGACAUAAGGAAAUGUAAAAAACGCGUUAUAUCACUUCUAAAAGCUAUAAACGCCAGGCAAAUGAGAAUAGAUAGAAUAGAAGAGAAGAUAGCUAAAAUAGAAAAGAAAGGUUUGACAGCCAGGAAUAAAAUGUUCCAUACGGCUAUGCAUUCGGAAAUAUUAGUUGUGAAAGAAAGGGCUAAGAAAUUGUUGGCAACGUUAACACAAGUGCAAGGGAAGUUGAAAGAGUUGGGUUAUAAAGAAAACAAUGAUGUUAUUGAAUUGGCCGAUCCCGAAAAUGAACAAGAAACAGUAAAAGCGAAUAAAAGGAAAGAUACUGAAACAGAUUUGGGUGAUGAAGAACAAGAUAUUGUUAAAAAGAAUAAAGAAAAGACUAGAAAGGAAAAGAAGGAGAGAAAGAGUAAGAAAGAAGACGUGAAGGUGGUGGAAAGUCUGGAGCCGGUGCUGGAGGUGCCCAGUGCUAAGGAUUUCUGGGCGGCGCCUGAUGUGAGUGCGCAGAAGGAGGAAGAAGAUGAUCUUAGCAGUAGUGAUGAUGAGGCAAAAGAUCAACCCAAAAAGAAACGCAAGAAGCUGUCAGUCGCCGAGAAACUAUCUAAGUUGCGCGAAGAAGAAGAAAGGACGCGGACACUGGAACGUAUGGCCGCCGAGGGCGACUCGCACCCGCGCUCGGCCGAGCACUUCGAGCGAGCGAUACUCGCCUCGCCCGCCGCCAGCCAGCUGUGGAUCGGCUAUAUGGCCUUCCAUUUGCAGUCAACAGAGAUAGAGAAGGCGCGCGCGGUGGGCCGGCGGGCGCUGAGCUGCAUUCCGUUCCGCGAGCUGCGGGACAAGCUGAACGUGUGGCUGGCCAUGAUCAACCUGGAGAACAGGUUCGGCACCAAGGAAAGCCAACAGAAGAUUCUAGAAGAAGCUUUACAGAUGAACGAACCUUACGACAUUCACUCUAAACUGCUGGACAUCUACGUGGAGACCAGCAAACAACACGAGCUGACUUCCUUAGUAGACCUCAUGAUGAGGAAGUACAAACGGGAUCCCAACGCUUACAUCCAGGCGGGGAACGCCUGCUUCAGACUCGGGCUGGUGGAGAAGGCGAGGCAGGUCAUGCAGAAGGCGGUCAGCGUGCUGGAGAAGAAAGAACACGUGUCUGUCUUAGUACAAUUCGCUCUGCUCGAGCGCUCCCACGGCGAUAAAGAGCGCGCGGAAGCGUUGUUUGAACAAAUACUAGCUGUUUACCCGCAAAGAGUGGACGUCGUGGCGGUGUACAUUGACAUGCUACUGAAAGGAGGCGACGUCGAUAGUAUAAGACAAGUAAUGGAGCGUAUGACAUCUCAAAAAUUGCCAGCAAGAAAAAUGAAGACAUUAUACAAGAAAUGGAUCGAAGUGGAGGAGAAGAUCGGUGAUGAGGAGCAGAUCGACAGGAUACGGCAGAGGGCCAUGGCGUUUAUAGAGAAAGCCAAGUUUUAGUGUUAUAGAAAUAUAAUAGUGGAAUUAACAUUUUUGAAAUAAUAAUGAAUAAACUCUGUUAAUACUUAAA